GGGGAUUAUGACACCAUAACCCCAAGACCUUUCCGCCACUAGAUAUUCAAUCUCAGAUUUCGCGCCCGCCAAGUUCCUCUCGACUCUCAAACCUCCCACUAGAUUUGGCCACCGCCUCACCUCUCUACGUUGCCAAUCAGCAUCACCCCCGCCAAUAUCUGCCUCUAAAAUGACAGACAGCCUGGUCGACAAACUGAAGGCAUCGACGCUUAGCGACGGUCCUGAUGCCAUGGAAGACUGGAAGAACAAUCUCAAACUACCUGCCAAAGAUACUAGGCAUCAGACUGAAGAUGUCACGAAUACAAAAGGACUGGAGUUCGAGGAUUUCAAGUUGAAACGAGAUCUGCUAAUGGGCAUCUUUGAGGCCGGGUUCGAAAAACCGUCUCCGAUUCAAGAAGAGAGCAUUCCCGUCGCCCUUACCGGUCGAGACAUUCUCGCACGUGCCAAGAACGGGACAGGGAAAACCGCCGCCUUCGUCAUCCCCACCCUCGAGAAGAUCAACCCGAAAGUCUCGAAGGUGCAAUGUCUCAUCCUGGUCCCCACCAGAGAGCUUGCCAUGCAGACCUCCCAAGUCUGCAAAACACUCGGCAAGCACCUCGGGGUUAAUGUCAUGGUCACAACUGGUGGAACUGGUCUUCGAGACGAUAUCGUUCGCCUGCAAGACCCGGUGCAUAUUAUCGUCGGGACGCCAGGCAGGAUCCUUGAUUUGGCAGGGAAGAAUGUUGCCGAUCUCAGCGAAUGCCCCAUGUUCAUCAUGGACGAGGCUGACAAGCUUCUUUCCGCCGAAUUCACACCAGUCAUCGAACAGCUCUUGCAGUUCCACCCGAAGGACCGUCAGGUGAUGCUCUUCUCGGCCACAUUCCCCCUCUCAGUCAAGGAUUUUUCGGACAAGAACAUGGUUAGUCCCUACGAGAUCAACCUCAUGGACGAGCUCACAUUGCGCGGCAUCACCCAAUACUACGCAUUUGUGGAGGAGAAGCAGAAGGUCCACUGCUUGAAUACCUUGUUCUCCAAGCUGCAGAUCAACCAGUCCAUCAUUUUCUGCAAUUCUACGAACCGGGUCGAGCUCCUGGCGAAGAAGAUUACCGAGCUUGGCUACUCUUGUUUCUACAGCCACGCCAAGAUGGCACAGCAGGCCCGGAACCGCGUGUUCCACGAUUUCCGAAACGGAGUCUGCCGAAACCUGGUCUGUUCCGACUUGCUCACCCGCGGUAUCGACAUUCAAGCCGUCAACGUUGUCAUCAACUUCGACUUCCCCAAGAACGCCGAGACAUAUCUCCAUCGCAUUGGCCGGUCAGGGAGAUACGGCCACCUAGGCUUGGCGAUCAACCUCAUUAACUGGGAUGACCGUUUCAACCUGUACAACAUCGAGAGGGACCUAGGUACUGAAAUCCAGCCGAUCCCCCAGACCAUCGACAAGAGUCUCUACGUCUACGAGAAUCCCGAAUCGAUCCCCCGCCCAAUCUCAAACUUCAAGACGUCCACCCAGCAAACUCAGCCCCAGAACCCUCCACAGCAGGGCCUGCCCUCCUCAUCACAGCCCAAGCCUACUGCGGCCGGCCAGGGAGACUGGCAGAACCAAAACGCUCGGCCGAAUGGGCCCGCCGGCCCUUCAAACAACCAGCCGCGCCAGCAGUACCAAGGUAACCGUGGACAACCCGGUCGCGGAGGCCGCGGCCGUGCCCCUUACCAGGGGCCACAGGGGCAGCAAGGACAACCGGGGCCGCAGGGACCGCAGGGCCAGCGCCAAAAUUUUGGUGGCCAACGAGGGAGUCGCAACCAAGUUCAAAAUGGCCAGGCCGCUGGGCAGCUUUAACAUGCUUCCCCGCUGAUGAGUUCGUCGUUUGGGGGCGGUAACGACGGACAUACUCAUCUUUCCUGUUACCCUCCUCUGUUUCCUUUUUCGUUUUCCUCUACCGUUUGUUCUUCAUCAUUGUCCGGUGUACUGUACAUACCUCUCCUCCCCCCCGAUUUCCCAACCUUUCGGGCCUUGGACAACCUCACCCCUCGCCGCGGAUACCACCACCCCGGAUGCCCACCGCCCUUGGCCUCGGGCUCGUUGCAUCUGCCUAAUUCUCAACUAUACGACUACUUCUCUGGCUGCCCAACAUGGUCG
Messenger RNA from Phialemonium atrogriseum, 2116 nucleotides. Its product is annotated as ATP-dependent RNA helicase. The coding region runs from base 170 to 1816 and encodes 548 amino acids. Gene Ontology annotation, biological process: negative regulation of translation; cytoplasmic stress granule assembly; P-body assembly. The transcript has 3 exons. The record is from RefSeq and is a predicted model, not a curated record. Lineage: Eukaryota; Fungi; Ascomycota; Sordariomycetes; Cephalothecales; Cephalothecaceae. Gene Ontology annotation, molecular function: RNA helicase activity; ATP binding; mRNA binding. Gene Ontology annotation, cellular component: cytoplasmic stress granule; P-body.